UAUUUGCCCAGGAGGGCCAGCCUAUAAAUCGAAAUGACCCAAUCACUUCUUUUCUAUUUGAGGAUGCAAACCGCAAGGAUGAAGCAGAAGCCAAAGACCUCCUGCCUGACUCUCAAGCUCCGAGAAGUGGCCUCCAUGUAUUUCACAGGAGUGGCCAUCUUCCUGGUCAUCUUGGUGGUUGCUCUGCAAGGCACAGAUCCGAGGGAGAAUGGCUUCCUCUACAGGGUGUCCCUGGACCCUCAAGGCCUUCUGGAGCUCUCGUGGAACAUCAGCUACCCCCUGCAGGAGGUGCAUUUCCAGAUCCUGGUCAAGGAGCUCAAAUAUGGGAUCCUUUUCGGCAUGUCUGACCGAGGAGGCUUUCAGAACGCUGAUCUGGCUGUCCUCUGGAGUGAUGGACGCCAGUCCUAUUUCGCAGAUGCCUGGAGUGAUCAGGACGAGCGACUCCACAUGGAUCCUCAGCAGAACUACAGGCUUAUCAGUGCCCAUCAAACGGCCGAGGGCCUCUCCCUGCUCUUUAAAAGGGCUUUCAGCACAUGUGACCCCAAGGACUAUCUCAUCGAGGACGGCACUGUACAUCUUAUCUAUGGGAUCCUGGAGAAACCGGUCCCCUCCCUCCAAGCCAUCAAUGUCUCUGCCCUCCUCUGGAAAGGCCUGCAACGUGUCCAGCUACUGAAACCCAUCAUCAGGAUCCCACCCCUGCCUGGUGACCUGAAGACCAUGGAAAUAAGAGCUGUUGACGUGGAGAUCCCCAGCCAGGAGACAACUUACUGGUGCUUCAUCCAGGAGCUCCCAGAGGACUUCCCAAAGCAUCACAUCAUCAUGUAUGAACCGGUCAUCACAGAGGGGAAUGAAGCUAUUGUCCACCACAUGGAGGUCUUCCAGUGUGCUGCCAAUUUCAACACCUUCCCACACUACAAUGGGCCCUGCGACUCCAAGAUGAAGCCAGAACGCCUGAACUACUGCCGGCACGUGCUUGCCGCCUGGGCGAUGGGUGCACAGGCUUUUUACUACCCAGAGGAUGCAGGGCUUGCCUUUGGGGGCCCUGGUUCUUCCAAGUUUAUGCGCCUGGAAAUCCAUUACCACAAUCCCCUGGAACUCAAAGGUCGCCGUGAUUCCUCAGGGAUCCGCUUGUAUUACACAGCCUCUCUCCGGCCUUACAAUGCAGGGAUCAUGGAGCUGGGCUUGGUCUACACACCGGUGAUGGCCAUUCCUCCAGGCGAAAGACACUUCCAACUGACCGGCUACUGCACUGAUAAAUGCACUCAGCUGGCACUGCCUCCUUCUGGGAUCCACAUCUUUGCUUCCCAACUUCACACCCACUUGACAGGGAGGAGCGUGGAGACGGUGUUGUCAAGAGAAGGGAGAGAAGAGGAAAUUGUCAACAUCGACAAGCACUACAGCCCUCACUUCCAGGAGAUCCGCAUGUUAAAGAAAAUUGUGACUGUUUUCCCGGGUGAUGUUCUCAGAACCACCUGCAUGUACAACACGGAAGACAGGACUAAGGCAACUGUGGGCGGUUUUGGCAUUAUGGAAGAGAUGUGUGUGAACUACAUCCACUACUACCCACAGACGGAGUUGGAGCUGUGUAAGAGCGCCAUAGAUUUGGGCUACCUCCAUCGCUAUUUUAAUCUAGUAAACAGGUUUAACAAUGAGGAUGUCUGCACAUGCCCAGAGACCUCUGUCACAGAGCAGUUUGCUUCUGUCCCUUGGAAUUCUUUCAACAGAGAUGUCCUGAAGUCCCUGUAUGACUUUGCCCCGAUUUCUAUGCAUUGUAAUAAAUCCUCAGCAGUGCUUUUCCCGGGUGAAUGGGAGAGGCAACCUGUACCAAAGACCACAGAGAUACUACAGGAACCAGAGUCAAGCUGCGAGCCCAACCUAGUCCGUCCCCCAGUGUCCCCCACUCUUGUUAAACUCAACAAGGUGCCUUUAAAGUGA
Zootoca vivipara (common lizard) is the source of this 1935-nucleotide messenger RNA. RefSeq names its product dopamine beta-hydroxylase (gene DBH). Gene Ontology annotation, biological process: norepinephrine biosynthetic process; octopamine biosynthetic process; dopamine catabolic process. Gene Ontology annotation, cellular component: secretory granule membrane. Lineage: Eukaryota; Metazoa; Chordata; Lepidosauria; Squamata; Lacertidae. The record is from RefSeq and is a predicted model, not a curated record. Gene Ontology annotation, molecular function: dopamine beta-monooxygenase activity; copper ion binding.